UCUUGUUAUGUUUUGUUUAGGCACAAUCUACUCCCGUAAAGAAUUUAUGGAAAAUAAGUGGACCAGCUCUAGGCCUUUACAUACGUUCUACACCCAGAUUUAUCCUAUAUCAUACAAAAUGCACACUCGUGACAACAUCGAACUUGAAUCGGUCUAUACUCAAACAAAUAUUUCUUUCAUUUCGAGCAAUGUUUUAUCGCGAACGACCACGUCUGGUUGGCGUAGAUAAAUCAGGUAAUCGAUAUUUUGAAGCACCACCAAAUAAAGCAAGUGAACAUACUCAUUUAUCAAAAUUACCAAAGAGGUUUUUUCUUAUGCCCGGACAAAAUGGAUUAGAAUGUUCACAUGGGAAUAUGGAUGUAGAAUUAUCGUCUGUACCUCCUGAAUGGCAUUCAUGGUUGAGUCAUCGACGUUCUAAUCCACCUACAGAAGAAGAGAUAGAAGCUAAUGCUGUAUCUAUGAUCAACCGUCUUAGUCGUGCAGCAGAAUUGGAGGUAAAAUAUAAUGAAGAACGUCAAGAAAUGAUUAAACAAGGAUUGUUACAUACUGAUAAAGUGGAAUCGUCUAACAUUCAUAGUAAAUCUUCAUUUCCUGUUUAUUCUGAUUUACAAAUUUCUCCGGAUGAAAGUCAUAAAGGUACAAAAUAGAAAUUCAGAAGAGAAGCAAUUGAAUAAAAAGUAUCUAAUGUGUUAAGUAGAUUUAUCCCUCAUAUCCGAUCUUACUUGUAGAGAAUCUUUGAUCUGUAUUAUUCAAUGUAAUUAUUUUGUGAAUAAUAUGUGAAAUUUUUGACAUUUCUAUAUAUGAAGUGAUAUCUUCCCAA
Molecule: messenger RNA, 820 nt
Organism: Schistosoma guineensis
Lineage: Eukaryota; Metazoa; Platyhelminthes; Trematoda; Strigeidida; Schistosomatidae
Source: the annotation of a GenBank genome assembly